Miscanthus lutarioriparius is the source of this 2685-nucleotide messenger RNA. NCBI's taxonomy places the organism in Eukaryota, Viridiplantae, Streptophyta, Magnoliopsida, Poales, Poaceae. The record is from the annotation of a GenBank genome assembly.
AUGCAAACAUCCCGCUUUUGGUUAUCACAGGGAGAUAGUGAUUCUGACUCUGAUGAUGAGGAGAGUAAAUCUGAGGAAUUUUUUUCUGAUGUUGCCCUUCCACCAACUAGGAGGGAUGAUGAUGGCCUUAGAAAAUACUUAGUCAGCUCAAGUGACAGUGAUGAAUUGGAUACUCAUCGUGUGGUGCGGCCAUUGAAGGUGAAACUUAAUGAGGAGAUGUGGUCCACUGUUGAACAGAUACGAAAUGCAAUGAAGAUCAAUGAUUGGGUUAGUCUCCAAGGUUGCUUUGAGAACCUCAACAAACAGCUAGAGAAAGUGGUUCGUGUAAGUGAGUUCAACAAGCUUCCAAAUGCAUACAUCCUCGCUCUUAUGUUGCUAGAGGACUUUCUCAUCGAGUCAUUGGCAAAUAAUAAGGAAGCCAAGAAGAAGAUGAGCAACAGCAACUCAAAGGCACUCUAUUCAAUGAAGCAAAAUCUUAAGAGGAACAACAGGCAGUAUUCUGAGCUGAUACUGAAAUGCAGAGAGAAUCCAGAGUGUUUUAACAAGGAGGAUGCAAAUGACAAUAGCAAGGAUGAUAGUGUUGAUGAUUAUGAUGAUAUUGAAAUAAAUAGGUUGUCAUCUAAUGAGGGGAAGGAUGAUAAUCAGGAAGGCAACCAGAAGGAAGGACCAGGGGAAAUGGAGAAGGUCGAGAAGGAUAAGCUCAUGGACAAGCAGUUCCCUAAAGACCCAAGUGAGAUUACUUGGGAGAUUGUUGAUAAUAAGCUGAAGGAAAUUGUAGCAUCAAGAGGCAGGAAAGGCACUGGGAGGGUUGAAAGGGUAGAUCAGCUCAUGUUCUUGACUUGUGUGGCAAAAACACCUUCUCAGAAGCUUGAAGUUCUUUGCCAUGUGAUUUCAGCUCAGUUUGACAUCAAUCCUAGCUUGCUUGGUCAUAUGCCAAUCAAUGUGUGGAAGAGCUGUGUUAACUAUAUUCUUCAUGUGCUUGAUAUCCUGCAGCAACAUCCUAAUAUUGUGAUUGGCAACUUAGUUGAGCCUAUGGAGGAGAUUAGUAAUGGUGCUGAUUAUGAUGGAACUAUCCAUGUGUCAGGUGAUUUGGUUGCUUUCAUUGAGAGACUAGACUCUGAGUAUUUCAAGAGUUUGCAGUGCACUGAUCCACACACAAAAGAUUAUGUUGAGAGGCUGAGGGAUGAGCUGUUGUUUAUGGUUGCUGCACAAAAUAUACAGGUUUACCUUGAAAAAGUUGGGAACUUCAGGGCUGCUGCUAAGGUUGCACUGCGUCAAGUUGAACUGAUUUACUACAAACCCGAAGAAGUAUAUGGUGCAAUGAGAAACCUGGCAGAACAGGCAGAAAAUGAAGAUGGGGAUGCAAAUGCAAUUGAUGGAUGUAGCGGGCCAACUCCAUUUAUUGUAAUUUCAGAGGUCGUGAAUAGAAGACCUAUUUUUCCUCCAAGUAGUAGAGCUUUGAUGGAUGGAUUGACAUCUCUAAUUUAUAAGUAUGGCGAUGAAAGGACAAAAGCCAGAGCAAUGCUAUGUGACAUAUACCACCGUGCAAUCUCUGAUGAAUUCCCAGUUGCUCGUGACUUGCUAUUAAUGAGUAAUUUGCAAGAUGGAAUCAAGCUUAUGGACAUAUCUUCACAGAUCUUGUUUAACAGAGUCUUUGCGCAGCUGGGUCUUUGUGCUUUCAGGGCUGGACUGAUAACUGAAUCCCAUGAUUGCAUAUCUGAGUUAUAUGCAACUGGGAGAGUUAGAGAAUUGCUUGCACAGGGUGUCCAUUAUGGCCGUUAUCAUGAGAAAACUCCUGAGCAGGAAAGACUUGAGAAGAGACGGCAGAUGCCUUACCACAUGCAUAUAAACCAUGAACUUUUAGAAGCCACAUAUUUCACUUCUGCCAUGUUAAUAGAGGUGCCUAAUAUGGCGGCCAGUCCUUAUGGCAACCGGAAACCUGUGAACAAAACAUUCCGUGGGCUUCUUGAAUUCAGCGAGAGAAUGACUUUUGUUGGCCCUCCGGAGAAUGUCAGAGGCCAUGUUAUGGCUGCUGCGAGAGCCCUUAAGAAGGGUGACUACCAAAAGGCUUUCGAUGUCAUUAGUUCUCUUGAGAUCUGGAAGCUGUUGAGGAACAUGGAGCAUGUUCUUGAUUUGCUGAAGCUUAAGAUCAAAGAAGCUGCUCUUAAAACCUACCUCAUUUCUUAUUCAUCCUGCUAUGGCUCUCUAAGCCUGGACAAGCUAUCUGUGAUGUUUGACCUGACAGAAUCACAUACACAAAAUAUUGUCAGCAAGAUGAUGAUACAAGAGGAGCUUCAUGCAAGGUGGGACCAACCAACACGCAGCAUUGUCUUUCAGAAUGCCGAGCAAACCAGGCUGCAGAGACUACUCUACCAGAUGGCAGAUAACGUUUCUUUCAUUGCGGAGAGAAAUGAGAUGGAUAUGGCGGUAAAUCUCGGGGAGGAAGUGCCGAGACGCAAGGCUGAUAGUCAGGACCCUUCAAAAUUAGGGAGGUUGCAGAAGAACUUAGUGCCAUUGCAACGUCCUGGUUACACUGGAGGAGCGGCAGGCUUCGCUCAAGCUGGUCUGAUGUACACGAAGGACAGUAACAGUAAAGGCUUGCAUGGUAACUAUGGAAGGGUUAACAAGCAGGCUUAUCCAUCUGCAGCCGGCAUGGUGAACCUGAAAAGGGCUAUUGGAGUUUAG